AUGCAGUCUCCGUCACUUCAUCGUUUUACAACUUUGCUUUGGACAGCUUCACAGCUCGAAAUCCGCCGCCUUGCAAAGAGUCACGACGGCUGUGCGUGCACGUGCACUUCGACCGUCCCUUUUGGAUGCUUGUUUGAAUACAGUUUUCGUCUUCCUAUAAUAAAAAACUCUUCUGUUUCUUUUCGUGGUGUCGUGAUCAUGACGACGCUGGCGAACCCCAAUCCGACUGUCUUCGAGCCGACGGCCGAUGCCCUGCACGGGCGCACCGCCGCGGAGCGCACCGCCGAGGACGACGACGGCGUCGACGACCCAAUCGACGCGUACGAGGUAUUCGAAAUGAUCCGUCGCAUCCGUGACCCUGAGCACCCCAACUCGCUGGAACAGCUGAAAGUGGUCGAGCCCUCCCUUAUCACGGUGGACUGGCGGAAGCGCCACAUUAAGGUGCUCUUCACUCCGACCGUCCCGCACUGCAGCCUCACGACGCUCAUUGGUCUCAGCAUCCGCCUGCAGCUGGACCGGUCACUGCCGGAGUUUACCAAGGUGGACAUUUACGUGACGCCCGGCACGCACGAGCAGGAGGCGCAGGUGAACAAGCAGCUGAACGACAAAGAGCGGGUGGCUGCUGCGCUGGAGAACCGCAGCUUGCUGAGCGUCGUGGAGUCGUGCCUGAACGAGUUUGAUGAGUAG
This is a messenger RNA of Leptomonas pyrrhocoris, 687 nucleotides long. RefSeq lists its product as hypothetical. Lineage: Eukaryota; Euglenozoa; Kinetoplastea; Trypanosomatida; Trypanosomatidae. Bases 199 to 687 code for a protein of 162 amino acids. Gene Ontology annotation, biological process: iron-sulfur cluster assembly. The transcript has a single exon. The record is from RefSeq and is a predicted model, not a curated record.